Molecule: messenger RNA, 1671 nt
Organism: Lathyrus sativus (Indian pea)
Lineage: Eukaryota; Viridiplantae; Streptophyta; Magnoliopsida; Fabales; Fabaceae
Source: the annotation of a GenBank genome assembly
AUGAAACGAUUCAAUCCCGAGUCCAUUGAUGACGACUCAGUUUCUUUUUCACCUCAAUCAACGUUUCUUCGACGCGUUUCGUCGCUGAAUCCAUAUCAAACCCAAACACCGAACGUGAACGUUAACCAGAACCAAAACCCCUCUGUGAGUGAUCGUCGAUUUGUGUCUCAAAUUCAAAACCCUUGGAAUGAGAAUCAAACCCUAGAAGAUUCUUUUUCUCGGCUUUCUGUUGGUAAUCCGUCGAGUGGUUACGGGGGUUCUUCUUUUGUGGAUUCUCGUUACUAUAACCAUGGGGUUCAGGCUACUAAUUGCUGUCAGAACCAAGAAACCGCGUUUGGUUUCAAUGGUGCUGGUUAUGGUUAUGGUCGAGGUAGACCUUUGAUGAUGUCUGAAAUUGAUCGUGUGAAGUAUAAUCAAAUUGAGUUUUUGUGGAGGCAAAAUGGUUAUGGUUAUGGUAAUAGUUAUGGUUAUGGUUAUGGUUAUGGUUAUGGUAAUAGUAAUGGUUAUGGUUAUGGUUAUGGGAAUGGGAAUGUUAACAAUCUUUUGAAUGGGGGAGUUUCUGUUGCUGGUAAUGGUGGUGGUAAUGGAUUGGGUGGAAGACUUCAAUAUGGUUUACUGAAUGAAUCCUCUGGGCCUUUGGUCAAUGUCAAUGGUAUUGUCAAUGAUAAUGGAAGGAGAUCAUAUUGGUUUGAUCAAAUUCGUGGGAUGGUUUAUUUAAUGGCUAAGGAUCAAUAUGGAAGUAUGAUUUUGGGGGGAUUGAUGGAAAAAUUUGGAAGAGAAGCUGUUUCAUAUAUUUUCACGGAGGUGAUUGAUAAUGUUUCUGAGUUGAUGCUUGAUGAAUUUGGUAAUGUUGUUAUUCAAAAGAUGAUAGGAUUGUGUAACCAAAAUCAACUAACUCGGGUCACUCUAAUGGUCACUAGCUAUGAAUGUCAGCUCGUUAAAAUUUCUGUUGAUAUUCAUGGAUUUCGUUCUGUUGAGAAACUGUGUGAGAAUGCUACCACCAGAGAUCAAAGGAUUCUUAUUAUGUCAGCUUUCAAUCCUGCUGCUAUUUUGUUGUCUAAGGAUGUUAAUGGUCAUCGUGUGGCUCUCUCUUGUCUGAGAAAUUUCCCACAGGAAGAUACUAAGAUAUUCCUGAGCAUUAUUGCAACUAACUCUCUGUCGAUUGCAAGAGACAAGACCGGAUGUUGUGUGAUACAGUAUUGCGCUAGCCAUGCUCAAGGAGAAGUUAAGAAUCGGCUGAUUGAUGACAUCGUACUAAAUGCUCCAUUAUUAGCAGAAGAUUGUUAUGGCAACUAUGUGCUUCAACAUCUAUUGUCUAUGAAAAUACAGAGAAUCUCAGGCAACCUACACAGGCAGCUUGAAGGACGAUUUGUGUAUCUUUCCUGCAAUAAGUAUGGGAGUAAUGUAGUGGAAAAGUUUUUCCAUGACGCAGGUGUACAUCUAUCUGAAAAAAUCAUUGCUGAGCUCCUUAAUUCCCCAAAUAUAUCAAGGCUCCUUGUGGAUCCAUUUGGAAAUUAUGUCAUCUGUACAGCACUGGUGAAAUUUAAGGGUAAUCCCUACCUUAAGAAUGCCCUGCUGGAUCUGAUCCAAGCAAAUUCUCUAAUGAUGCGCAGCAAUAUGUUUGGCAAAAAGUUGCUUGAUAGGGCCGACAAAGAAUUGCGGAAUAUGUAA